Molecule: messenger RNA, 2243 nt
Organism: Harmonia axyridis
Lineage: Eukaryota; Metazoa; Arthropoda; Insecta; Coleoptera; Coccinellidae
Exons: 3
Coding region: 1748-2197 (149 amino acids)
Source: RefSeq, a predicted model, not a curated record
UCCCUUGGUUUGACGUGGUCUUUACGGGACACCCUGUAUAUUAGAUUUAUUAGGAAAUGCCUUUUUGGCGGAAAAAAUUUGCCAUCCAAAUCAUCAAAACAAGUUUAGGGUGAAUUUAUACAGUUUCUAUAAUAUGCCUGUGUGAUCAAAACCAUUUCAUUUCUCUUUCAAAAAAUUCAUAAGAUGUAUUUAUUCCAUUAUAUUCAAAUUUUCAUUACUACGCACGAAAUUAAAUCGAAUUCAUUUUGUGAUAAUAACCAGAAUGAUUUUCUGUGUUGUAGUCAGAUAUUUUUGAUGUAAACUGUGAAAUAUGAAAUCAGUUUCAUCUAUAAAGUUGUAUCCUUUAUUUCUUCCUGAAAUGAAUAAAAAAUGUAUCUCAAUUUUAGGAGAACACGAUUAAUAUUGAGUAUUGUUAUCAAAUAUUUUUAUCUGGUACAUCCAGAUUAAUUGUUUAAUAAAAAUCAUUAUUCUUAACAUUUCCUAACUCACCUCAAUAUGUAUAUUAUUCUCGUUAUUACAUAUUGACACAAACUGAGUGAAGGUGACGAAUAUUUUUCCAAUUCCUGGACACUUUUAAUUAUUAAUAUCAUGCGUAAUUACACAUCAUUCAUUAUUUCAAACGAGAACUGGAAAAAAAAUUAAAAAAACGUGUAUUUCAGCAUUUAUGAUUUCGAGUUAAUUUUAUGAAUUUAUUUUUUCUCACGAAACUCAAAGUGAGGAAAAGGAGUUAUAAAAUUCGAGAGAUCAAAUUUUUGUGAUUUUCAGAGAGGAAAAUUUGUUGAUAGGUGGAAAAGUCGCUAUGAGUACAUAGCUUCUGUACGAAGAUAGUCACAUUGUAUUGUAUUAGCCGUUUAUCCAGGUGAAAGUAGAUACUUAAACGUAUUUAGCGCAUAAUUUUCUACUAGCAAUUGAAGUUCUUAGAUUCGCUCUUCGCUCAAUCAGUGAAGAAAGUACCUAAACGUCGAUAUUCAAGCGAGAUGUGAAUGUCAUAGGCAUCCUCUUCAAGAUCAAUGCACUGUUAUUGUACUUCAACAUCAGUCAAGUACGAACUUUCAUUUGAUGGUAACUCAUAGUUGGAACUCUUGGAAGGUGCAAAUACUUGUCCUUAAUUAAGAGAUGACAUGAAUUUUAGACAAUGCCAUGCCUUAGGAACAAUUAUAACAAAAGCGAAAUGUGUAUUUUCCAUUUCUGUUUACUUAUGGAAUGGGCACAUGAAGGAAAUUGAAAAUUUUUAUUACUUGAAACAACUUUCAAUAUUACGCUAUUGAUAUUGAUACAAUUAUUCAAGAUUACAUAAUUUCCGAUAUUAAAGCGGUUUUCAAACAUUUCUUUAAGGAGAAGUAAAUGAGGUAGUACAAAAGCAAAAAAAAAACUUAAGACCGAAAAUUGAAAUGAUAAUUAACAUCACAAAUCCCUCUCCGAAGCUAUUCGUUGUGAAUAAGUGAGAAAAAUAUUACAUAAUUGAAUAGUAUAUCGAACAUUUCUCUACAUCAUCAAAAUUAAUGAGAUUCAACAGACCCCAAAUGCACAUAGGCCUUUUUGAAUAUUCAAUAGAGUGGUAGGUUGUUCGGCAGGGCAUCCUGUAUUGUUAUUCUGAAAUAAUUCUAUUUUAUGCCGUUGUCACAGUACACAUAAAUCAAAAUAGGCGACAUUUAUCAAUCAAGGGUGAUGACCUCUACAUCCAGUACCAGUUAUUUCAAAUCAUCAACUAGUCAAUGAAUGAUUGAAUCAGAUUAUCCAAGUAGCAAUGAAGUGUUUCUUGCUCUUAACAUUCAUAUUUUUGUUUGCUAUUAAAAGGUUCAAAUGUGCAAAUGACACAUUGGUUAAUAAUGGAAAGACUGUUAUAACAAAACAAAAUGUUACUGCAGGAGAUGCCACAAUUGAUUACAGGAUUUUGAAGAAACCCCAUCAUCUGUUCAUUGGAAGAUGUUUUCCCCACUACGAAGUUUUACACCAGGAACAUAUCGUUGUAAAGAAUGAUGGCAGAAGCCAUGUCAAUGCCAAUAUCAGAAUAAACAUCGAUGGGCCAGUAAAUAUAACAUGUGUAUCAGUUUUAGACGAAAUGGAGGAGGAAAAUGCAUAUCCAAGCUAUGCAGGAGGUGGAGUUGGACAAAACUACGUGGCGUUCAACGUUAAGACACAGUAUGGUCGAGGCUUUCAUUUCUUCGUCCAAAUUUUCGGCAUUUCAACCAUAUAAAUCAUCUCAUUUAUUUUUGUUCCUGAAUAAACUACUGUUCAUGAAA